AUGGUCAGCAACAACUGGGUAUCGGAUAAGUAUGAUUGGGAAAAGGAAAUUGUCCUUAUCACAGGUGGUUCUGGUGGCAUUGGCGGAUGCAUGGUCCGUCUAUUUGACGAGCUAGGGGUUAAGGUAGUCGUACUUGAUAUCCAGCCUAUGGCCUUCACAACUUCUGGAAGAAUCAGUUAUUAUCACUGUGAUCUUAGAUCACCUGAGAGCGUCAAUGCUGUGGCUGAUAGGAUUCGCACCGAAGUAGGCCACCCAACCGUCAUCAUCAACAACGCCGGUGUCGUUCGUGGUAAGACGAUUCUCGACAGCGAGCCGAGCGAUAUCCGGUUCACGUUCGAUGUGAAUACAUUUGCUGCGUUCUGGGUCACCAAGGCCUUCUUGCCCAACUUGAUCGCACGGGAUCACGGCAUGAUUGUCACAGUAACUUCGACUGCCUCCUGGCUCGCCAUCCCCAACUUGACAGACUACUGCGGCAGCAAAGCUGCUUCACUAGCCUUUCACGAAGGUCUCGCUGCUGAACUCAAGUCCAAGUACAACGCCCCAAAAGUUCGCACCGUGGUAGUUCAUCCUGGCCAUACAGCGACUCCGCUCUUCGAAGGUUACAACCAGGAUACGGCGUUUCUCAUGCCUGAGCAACAACCCGAGUCGAUCGCUGAAGCAGUAGUUAAGAAGGUUCUGAGCGGGCGUUCGGGCUCCGUCAUCGUUCCCCAAACGGUCGGCAUGUUAUCACCGCUGCGAGCAAUGCCUGAAUGGUACGGUCGGACCGUGCGGUCCGAUGCUAGAAUUAUGUCAAAGUGGAACGGACGGCAGGUAAUCAACGAUGUUAGUGGGCCGCAGGAUGACAAGCAGGCGCAGAGUGAUGAAAGUGAGAGUGUGUUGCUGGUUCCCUAG
Messenger RNA from Clonostachys byssicola, 891 nucleotides. NCBI's taxonomy places the organism in Eukaryota, Fungi, Ascomycota, Sordariomycetes, Hypocreales, Bionectriaceae. The record is from the annotation of a GenBank genome assembly.